Penicillium psychrosexuale is the source of this 2358-nucleotide messenger RNA. RefSeq lists its product as uncharacterized. The record is from RefSeq and is a predicted model, not a curated record. NCBI's taxonomy places the organism in Eukaryota, Fungi, Ascomycota, Eurotiomycetes, Eurotiales, Aspergillaceae. The transcript has 2 exons. The coding region runs from base 1 to 2358 and encodes 785 amino acids.
AUGGAUCUUCCUGGGUCUGGUGCUGAAGGCACAUCUCAUGAGUCGACUGGCAUCGAUCCUACUGGCAUCGAGCUUACUUUGGAUGAUAUCCCCGAUUCGCCGUUGCCUCCUACCAACUAUGAGGAUCCUUCCUACUACACUGGCUACCUUGAUUUCGUGCCCUCGCCACCCCGGGACGAUGCAAAUCCUUACUUGGAUCCUUCCAUUGACAUGGAUGAUCCCAUGGCUCCAUUCUUUGAUCCUUACUUGAAUGAUUAUCAGCCUUACCGUCCAGUAGAAUAUGGAGUUGACAGAUUCGAACGUCCACCAGCAUAUGAUGCCCUAUUCGAAGAUCCAAAUGUGCUCCCGUCCCACUACACUUACCCCCAAAGGACUCCCGAUAACAGCUGGACCACUGACCCCAUGGGCAUCUUAUCCACUGAACAGUACGAACGCGUUCUCGCGGAUGAACAGGAGCUCCUGAACUUAGAUGCUGGUGGAGAUCCCAGAUGGAAAAAGGAUAAGAAUGAAAUCUACCAAGACAUCCUGGACAAUGAGCACCUCCAACAAGAGCGCAUACAAGAAGAGCUGGAAAAGCUGAACAAUCAAGAUACUGACAGUCUCUUUGCUGAUCUGAAGUCUGCCACUGCAAACCUAGACUUCGAUUUCCUACACACUACAGAUCGGGCUACCAGUGACCGCGAUCGGGCUGCCAUUGACCGCGAUCUGGUUGACAUGGCCCGCGAACAGAUUGCCAUGGACCGCGAUCUGCCUGGGUCUGCCAUUGACCGCGAGCUGGCUGACAUGGCCCGCGAACAGGCUGCCAGGGACCGCAACAUGGCCCGCGAACGGGCUGCCAUGGACCGCAACAUGGCCCGCGAACGUGAUGCCAUGGAGGCCAUGGCGGCUUGGGAUGCCAAUGAGCGCGAGCUAGCUGACAUGGCCCGCGAUCUGCCUGGGGCUACCAUUGACGACGAGCCGGCUGACAUAGCCCGCGAACGGGCUGCCCUGGACCGCAUUAUGGCUGACAUGGACCUCUCUCUGGCUGAAAUGGCCCGCGAUCUGCCUGAAGCGACCCGCGAACGGGCUGCCAUGGCCCCCGAUCUGCCUGCCGUAGACCUCACUCUGGCUGACAUGGACCGCGUUCUGGCUGGCAUGGACCGCCAACGGGCUGCCACGGCCCGCGAUAUGGCUGACAUGGCCCGCGAUCAUCUGCCUGAAAUAACCCGCCAACGGGCUGCCAUGGCCCUCAAUCCGCCUUUCAUGACCCGCGAACGGGCUGCCAUGGAGGCCAUGUCGGCUUGGGAUGCCAAUGAGCGCGAGCUAGCUGACAUGGACCGCGAACGAGCUGCCAUGGACCUCAAAUGGGCUGCCAUGGACCGCGAGCUGGCUGACAAGGCCCGCGAUCUGCCUGGCCCAUCUCAAGCUGAUACACCUAAGUCUGAAAAACGUGCUAAAUCUGGUGAAGACACCUUGCCGUCAGUGGAGGAAGCAUCCCCAACAUCAAACAGACCCGCAAAGCGUGCCCGACGCCGUGCAACCACAAAGAAGAGCUCAACUCCGGUGCCCUCAACCUCCGUCUCAGCCCGAACCUCCGCUUCGGUGCAGCAACACACCGUCUCCCCGAAGACAACUGCCGAGAUUGAUACCGAGACCCCUCAGCCCGCGUCUAUCAAAACACGCCACGCCUCGCUCAAGGCCACGGUCAAGCCUGAGAUUGAGAUGCCCCCACCUGCGUCGACCGCAACACGCCGCACUUCGAUCAGGAACAAGACUGAGACUAAGACCAAGACUGAGUCUGGUCCUUCUACGUCGGCUUCGACAAGUCGCCGUCCCGCGAAUAAGUCAAAGCUUGUGUACGCAUCAGGAUCAUCCAAUCCUCCUUCUAGUACUAACUCUCAGACCGAAACAGCAGUUCCCGAGCCCCCUCAACCCUCCGGCGCCCAGCAACCCGCCUCCAAACCAAAAAGGCGGGGCAACAAGCCGCCGGCGUCAUGGGAGGAAGCAUCGAAAGGGGACAAGAUGAUGUCCCAGAUGAAGCAGGGGAAUCCUGCAGUGAAGUGGAGCGCGGUCGCGGAGGCGUGGAACGCGAAUCGCUUUGAAUGGGAGGACGAGAUGACAUGGCGGGCAGUGACCAAGCGCUGGGGACGGAUCAUGGAUAAGCUUGGUCCCUGGCCUGGUUUCGACGCGGCUAUUCUGGAGGCCUUGCAGCAAUUUGGCUCGCAGCUGCUGAAUGAUGGGCACUUUGUGCCCAUCGCUCAGCAUGUUUCGGAGCAGAUUGGCUGGGAGGUUCUCCCCGCUCACUGCCAGUACCGUUACCAGGACCUCAAGGAGGCUGGUAAGGUCGAUGUCAAGGGAAAGGGGAGGGCUCGGGAGUAA